AUGGCGGGCGUGCUCAAGAACGUAUUUGGUGGCCAAGCGCCAGGUGCUGCCUCUGACGAUGAUUUCGCCGACUUCGUCGAGGCCCCGAACCCAUCGCCUGCGUCCCUUGUCGCCGACUCGACCACUAAUGCGGCGGCUAACACCCAUGGCGCCACUGCUCCUUACACAGCAUGGUACCGAAUCUGGGAGCGUACUUCCCCCAAGGACUUCAUGCAGGAGGCGAUGAUCCUGCCCUUCAUCCUGGCUAUCGUCUUCUUCCAUCUGUGGGGUACGAGAAAGAACCGUCGCAAGGCGCGAGACUGGGCUAAAGUCCAUGUUCCCGCUCUCCAGAAGGAGUUUGCCUCCGUUGGAUUCGAUGGCAUCCCGCAAGCUGAAGAGACUGUUACCGUGGAAUUGAGCAACCCCGAGAAGAGCCUGAAGGAGAAGUCCGGCCACGAGUUCUCAACCUAUGCGUCUGGUCGCCAGAACGUUGCCUUCGUUGAUGUCUCCCUGAAGAUGCCAAAGCGUUACAACCCUAUCACGUACUUGAUGGAGUAUGUUUUCAGCUUCUUCUUCGAGAGCUGGGACGCUCCCACUGAGAAGUAUGAGGCUCUGAUGUACGCUUUCGAUGGCAAGGAGAAGGACCUUGUUCCUGUUUUCUCCAAGGAUUCUCCUCUGAAGGUUAACAACUCGACCUAUGACGGAUUCAUCUGGGCAGUGGUUCACAAGAGCCACAUGCAGAAGUUCCGCACCGACCGUUAUGAUGCCUCAAUCACCUUCUCCAAGGAUCACCCCAAGUUGCCCCAGUGGGUCACUGUGAUGUCAGAGAGCGCUGAGAUCACCGAAACCCUCCUUAGCAAGGAACUCAUCCAGGCUAUCGAGCAGGCUGGCAACGACUUUGAAUACUUGAUUGUCACUGACCAGCCUAUUGAUAAGCCCUUGAAGAUUGAUGAGACCAUCCCCAAGAAGCGUGUUCAGCUUUCGGUUAACCUGUCCUCGUCUUCCGAUUACUCCGCCACUCUGCCCCUGUUCAACCAGUUCCUGCGUUUCGGCGAUAAGCUCGUCGCAGCUGCCCACUUCCGUGGUGAGGUUCUGCGCAAGGUUCGCAACGUCCGUGAUGAAGAGAUCAAGAAGCUGCGCCGUGUCGAAGAGGAGGAGAAGGCCGAGGAUCGCAAAAUCGCCGCUGAGAAGAUCAAGAAGGAUGAGCGAGAACGUAUUCUGCGCGGAAUGACUGCUGAGGAGCAGCGCAAGUACCUGGACCGUGAGAGCCAGAAGGAGCAACGCAAGAACCAAAAGCGUAUGACCCGUCGGGGUUAA
Messenger RNA from Penicillium angulare, 1296 nucleotides. Its product is annotated as CCDC47 family protein. Gene Ontology annotation, biological process: endoplasmic reticulum calcium ion homeostasis. Bases 1 to 1296 code for a protein of 431 amino acids. Gene Ontology annotation, cellular component: endoplasmic reticulum. Gene Ontology annotation, molecular function: calcium ion binding. NCBI's taxonomy places the organism in Eukaryota, Fungi, Ascomycota, Eurotiomycetes, Eurotiales, Aspergillaceae. The record is from RefSeq and is a predicted model, not a curated record. The transcript is spliced from 3 exons.